Messenger RNA from Trifolium pratense (red clover), 1693 nucleotides. RefSeq names its product probable WRKY transcription factor 21. Gene Ontology annotation, molecular function: DNA-binding transcription factor activity; sequence-specific DNA binding. Gene Ontology annotation, biological process: regulation of DNA-templated transcription. Lineage: Eukaryota; Viridiplantae; Streptophyta; Magnoliopsida; Fabales; Fabaceae. The record is from RefSeq and is a predicted model, not a curated record.
UUUUUUUUCUUCUCUCUCUCUCUAGAGUAGCUACAAAUAUAAAAUGUUUUUUUUUUUCCUUGUUGCUUAGGACUUUAAUUUAUAAAUUUUUAGUCUAAAGUUGGAACCUUUGUAUUCUUGUGUCUGUGUGUGUGUGAGAGAUGGUUGUGUGAAUUCUCAAGGAAACACCAAAGUCCUCUCUUUCACACCUUCAAUCUCAAACUCAUGGAAACAUCAACAACAACAAGAAUCUAGGGUUUGACAACAUCAACUUCAUCAAGAUAGAGUGAGAGAGGUUGAAAAUGGAAGAGGUUGAACAAGCUAACAAAACAGCUGUUGAAAGCUGUCAUAGAGUUCUGAGUAUGUUGUGUCAACCAAGGGAUCAAGUUCAUCAUAGGAAUCUAAUGGUGGAAACUGGUGAAGCUGUGAAUAGGUUCAAGAAAGUUGUGUCUUUGCUUCAUAAAAGUUUGGGUCAUGCCAGAGUUAGGAAGAGUAAAACUCAUCAACAAGUCCCUUUUCCUCAAAAUGUUUUCUUAGAUAAUCCAAAUUGCCAAAAAACCAUUAACCAUCAAACCAAAAAUCUUCACUUUACUCAAACUAGCCACCCUGAAAAUUCAGUUCAGGAACUUGGUUUAACCAUAAGAAAUCCACUCUCUCUUGGAAACCCUUCUUUGGAAUUGAGCUCGAACGGGAAAAGUCCUCUUCAUCUUGCUCAACCGGCUGCUGCGUCAUCUCACUAUCACUUCAUUCAGCAGCAACAACAGCAGCAGCAACAAAGGUUUUUGCUGCAUCAGCAUCAACAGCAGCAACAGCAGCAGCAGCAACAAAUGAAGCAUCAAGCUGAAAUGAUGUUCCGAAGGAACACUAGCGGCAUAAACCUUAAUUUUGACAACACCACUAGCGGCACACCAACAAUGUCGUCUACUAGAUCUUUCAUUUCGUCGUUGAGCAUAGACGGAAGUGUAGCUAACAUGGACGGAAGUUCAUUUCAUUUGAUAGGAGCUCCAAUCUCUUCGGAUCAGAACUCACAACAGCACAAGAGAAAAUGUUCUGCUAGAGGCGAUGAGGGAAGUCUGAAAUGUGGUAGCAGUUCUAAAUGCCAUUGCUCAAAGAAGAGGAAACAUAGAGUGAAGAGAUCGAUUAAGGUGCCUGCAAUCAGCAACAAGCUUGCAGAUAUCCCUCCUGAUGAUUACUCAUGGAGGAAGUAUGGGCAGAAGCCGAUCAAGGGCUCUCCUCACCCUAGGGGAUAUUACAAGUGCAGCAGCAUGAGAGGCUGCCCUGCUAGGAAGCAUGUUGAGAGGUGCUUGGAAGAGCCUACUAUGCUGAUUGUUACCUAUGAAGGUGAUCAUAACCACCCCAAGGUACGACACAAUCUGCAAAUGCAUGAACUGUAUGGAGAGGCCCGUCAUUUAAUUUGUCAAGACCGCUAUGUGAUUGAUUGGCUUGAGAUGUUUCUGUACAUAUUUCAAGUGAUGCAAGCAGGGCUGCAGAUUUUGGCUUUUGGCUUUUGGAUAGCUUGGUUGAUGAGUCGUUUAUUUAGAGGUGGUGUUAAUCAAAGUUGCUGGUUAAGUGCAGGAAUAUGUAAAAUUGGUAGUUUCAAUUCGUAAGAACUAUUUUAUUUUUCUUAAGUAUGUUAUAAACAUUUCUGGGUUCUUAAAAUUAUUGGAAAUUGUCUUUGGAAAAUGAUUUAGCUAUUUCAAUUUCAUUUUUUGAA